Messenger RNA from Oryza sativa Japonica Group (Japanese rice), 1662 nucleotides. RefSeq lists its product as uncharacterized. The record is from RefSeq and is a predicted model, not a curated record. Gene Ontology annotation, molecular function: mRNA binding. Gene Ontology annotation, biological process: mRNA splice site recognition. Gene Ontology annotation, cellular component: U1 snRNP; U2-type prespliceosome. Lineage: Eukaryota; Viridiplantae; Streptophyta; Magnoliopsida; Poales; Poaceae.
GCCGUCUUCUUCUUCUUCCUCCGGCACCGCCGCCCACCAAACCAACCAACCAACCAGCCCCGCCUCGAGCCAAGCAAAACCCUAGCAAAGGGGAGGGGCAGCGCCGGCGGGGGCGACGGGGCGUGGGGGCGACGGUGCGCCAUGGACGCGAUCCGGAAGCAGCUCGACCAGCUCAUGGGCGCCAACCGCAACGGCGACGUGCGGGAGGUCAGCCGCAAGUACUACGACCGCGACGUCUGCCGCCUCUUCCUCGCCGGCCUCUGCCCCCACGACCUGUUCCAGCUCACCAAGAUGGACAUGGGGCCAUGCCCGAAGAUGCACUCGCUGCAGCUGCGCAAGGAAUAUGAAGAAGCGAAAGCCAAAGGUAUGGACAAUUAUGACCGUGAAUUGGAAGAAACUAUAGAAAGACUAAUAUCGGAGUGUGAAAGGAAGAUUCAGAGAGCCCUUAAACGUCUAGAGGAGGACGAUGCCAAGGCAGCUAUAGCAAUUUCCAUCACUGAAGUCACACAGAGUAAAGAAGUGAUUGAGUUCUCCAAACAAAUCAAGGAGAAGAUGAAGGAGAUUGAUGCUUUUGAUCUUGAGGGAAACACUGAGGGCAAAAUUCGGGCUACUGAAGAGGUUGACAAGCUCAAGGAACAGAGGGCUGAAGAGCAGGCAAAGCAUCUACUUGAAGCUUUUAAUAAGGACCGUGUCUCACUAAUGACUUCACUCCAAACUGCUAAUCAAUCAAUUCCACCACCACCUGUUGCUGCUGCUCCAGAUGCACGCACACAAGAAAUGAUUGAUGAAAAACUCAAAAAGGCAGAAGAACUAGGUGAGAAUGGAAUGAUCGAUGAAGCUCAGAAACUUUUGGAUGAAGCAGAAGCUCUAAAGAAGCUUGGUGCUCGGCCACAGCCUGUUCCGGACUCUGCAAAGAUGUCAACUCACGUUCAGAUUACUGAUCAAAAGUUGCGCCUGUGUGACAUAUGUGGAGCAUUCUUGAGCGUAUAUGACAGUGACCGGCGUUUGGCAGAUCAUUUUGGAGGGAAACUUCAUAUGGGUUAUAUGCUGAUACGUGAGAAGUUAUCCGAACUGCAGGAAGAGAAAAACAAAAGGCGCAAGAUAGACCGAGCUGAGCAUGAGAGAAGGUCCAGGGACAGGAGCCUGGAACGUGACAGAGCAUCUAGCAAGGAUCGCCAUAGAGGAGAUCGAGGCAGCAGCCGUGAUAGGGACAGGGAUUAUGACCGCAGGAGAAGCCAUGAUCGAUACCAUGACAGAGAAAGUAGGUCGGACAAGGACAGAGAAUCAGGGAGAUCCCAUAGUUAUGAUUCAAGGGGCUACCGAAGGUCACGCUCCCCUAGGGACCGUUCCAGAGACUAUGAUCGAUACGGGCGUGACGACCGUCGGCAUCGACGCUAGACACAUGGUCGAGGGUUUUAGCAUGAACCGGAUCGUUUGGUGUUUCAAUUCAGAGGUUCAUGUGGGAAAGAUGCUUAUUUCCUGAGUAUAUCCAUUUGCACUACCACCAAUGAACAUGGAACUGAUGUAAUAGCUACGUGAAGUUAGGAUUCUAGUUGAUGCUGAUCAUGUACAACCAAAAUUGUGUUAAAGAGUUGUGGUAUGUCUCAGAUCAUCCAAAUUUAAAUUUGAAGAUAUCCUCUCCUCUUGAAACCCAUUUGUUCA